Molecule: messenger RNA, 1286 nt
Organism: Trachymyrmex cornetzi
Lineage: Eukaryota; Metazoa; Arthropoda; Insecta; Hymenoptera; Formicidae
Exons: 4
Coding region: 5-1234 (409 amino acids)
Source: RefSeq, a predicted model, not a curated record
AGAUAUGAAUUCUUGCAUUACGAACAAAAUCGAUAAUGAGGUAUCUUCAAGUCCUCGGAAGAUCUCGGUAUCAAAUCUCGAUGCCGAUUCGCGAGAAAUUACAAAAGAUCUAAAGAGUAAGCUGUCUCUAACUAACAGGCUAAUGAGUACGGGUCACAAGAACGUAGAGAAACCUUGGAUAAAGAACGAAGAUGUAAAAUUACAGAAGCUUAUUCACAUUUUUCGCAGGAGACAUAGCAUAGGGAGCUCGCAAGAAGCUACUCGGGAGAAAGACUCUAGUGACAAACAUGAACCCUGCGGAACGGACACAGAUGGGCUCAAUAAACAUGUAUUUUAUGAGAAUCCUACAUUCGUGCUGAAUAGUUCUUUGGAUUCCUCCGUCUCGAACUUCUUCUAUGAAGUCGAAGAAGGGAACGAGAUGGAACAAAGACAAAAACAAGAUGGUAAAAAUGAGCGCAGUACAUUAUCCGAACGCAAUGUCUUGAGCAUCGUUGUGGAUUCCCACAAGCCCGCAAUUAACCGGCCCUUCUGUAAAACGAAUAACGAGCAAGACAAGAAUGAGGACGAAGAAUACCUCGAAAAACCAUUGCAAAAUACAUUUCGUUAUAGAUGCGAGACCGAGCCUUUGAGAAGUUCUUGGAAUGUGAGGAGCGACGACUCGCAUGCGGUAAUUGUCAUAAAUGGAAAUCGAAGGACAACCGAAUCCUUGAGUGAGUUUGAUCGCCCAAUGAUUAAAUUUUAUUGCAAGAUACACGAGACAGAAAGUAAAAACGCAACAAUCUGCCUACAGAAUCAGAAAAUUUACGACGACGCUAAGGUAUAUCCUUCAAAGUCCUGUAAAGUCAGAACGGUAGAUAAUAUCACAAACUUUUGGACAAACAAACGUGGUAAUAGUUUUCGAAAUAAAAUAGCGACCGGUAGGAAAAGAGACAUGAAGGAAAUGAAGAAUUACGAGCAAAUUGGUCAGGAGCGAGUUUUCGUGUCGACAUCAUCAGGAUCAAAGUUCCACUCGUUGCAAGGGAUGGAGUUCCUAGAAGGUUUCGGCAAGAAGAAACAACAGCCCCACCAACUAAAUAAUCUAUCGUCAAUACAUAUCAAUUCUUUCUCGGCCCAAUCCCUCAACAUACACCUGCAUGCUCUAUUUGCGGCUGUGGAACAUGGUCACAUGGAUAAAGCUAGGACUAUUUUAGAGUCUACUGAUGUGAACAUAAAUAGCAAUCCUUGUAUCCUUUGAGCUUAUGGACGUACGAUACUCCGAGCGUUUGAGACGUACUUUGUCUCGCGAA